This is a messenger RNA of Silurus meridionalis, 2795 nucleotides long. It is a transcript of the gene gabpb1, whose product is annotated as GA binding protein transcription factor subunit beta 1. Gene Ontology annotation, molecular function: transcription cis-regulatory region binding; protein binding. Gene Ontology annotation, cellular component: nucleus. The coding region runs from base 869 to 1954 and encodes 361 amino acids. The record is from RefSeq and is a predicted model, not a curated record. Gene Ontology annotation, biological process: positive regulation of transcription by RNA polymerase II. Lineage: Eukaryota; Metazoa; Chordata; Actinopteri; Siluriformes; Siluridae. The transcript has 8 exons.
ACUUCCCCCGGAAACAGGCCUGCGCGCGCCCCGUUUCCUGUUCACUACUGUACCGUACACUCUCUCCGUCUAACCGGGACAACACACACACACACACACACACACACACACGCCUUUAUUCUUACAUAAACACCUCACACUCCGGUACACGAUUCGGAUUUAAGGCGGGAGAGGAACCGGAGGCCUAGCCUAGCCUAGCUUCAGUACAUUAGCAACAUGCUAACUGGCGCUACAUUUGUUGGCCGAAACCCGUGUCGAUUUUAUUUUUAUUUUUAAUGUGUAAAAGUGAAUAUAAAUAUUUAUUAUAUUAAAGUAGAUUAGAGUGAAUAAAGUGUAAUAGAACGGCUAAGUGACUCGCUAGCAUAGCUGAACUAGCAUGUAGUUUAUUUACCCGAAAACAAAAAAAACUGGUCACGUGACAGGAAGUUGCGCAAACUGUUAUUCUGUUCACGAAAUUUGUUUUUAAUAAAAACUACGAAUCAAAAAUGUCAAAAGUAUUCGGACACCUGUACAUUUUGCUUUUUUUUUUUUUUUUCUUCAUUUCAUUCUGCGAUUAUUCCACAUCUGCGGUUGAACAUCUGUUCUUAUUCACAAACUGUGUUUUUAUCCAUUUAGACUUACAUUUCAUAUCCCUGAAAGCUUUUAUCUUGUCGCAGAUCCCCAAACUAAACGUGCUGCAGAGAAAACCUGGAUUUAACCUGCAGUUUAAUGAUCAGUAAAUGAUGCAGUACUGAAUAAACACCUGUAACACUGAACUACUGUAACUGUGGACACGGAGAAGAUGUUCCUCUAGAGUUUAUAGAGAUUUGUGGAGAGUCGUUGAAGGUGAAGGGUAAAAGAGAAGUCAGGUACUGCUGUAGGUCAGAAGAUGUCUCUGGUGGAUCUGGGGAAGAAGUUGCUGGAGGCGGCUCGCUCUGGACAGGAUGACGAGGUUCGGAUCCUUAUGGCCAACGGGGCUCCGUUCACCACAGACUGGCUGGGCACCUCACCGCUCCACCUCUCAGCUCAGUACGGUCACUACUCCACUACUGAAGUGCUCCUGCGUGCCGGCGUCAGCAGAGACGCUCGCACCAAAGUGGAUCGAACGCCUCUGCACAUGGCCGCCUCAGAAGGCCACGCCUCCAUCGUAGAGGUGUUGCUGCAGCACGGUGCCGACGUGAAUGCUAAGGACAUGUUGAAGAUGACGGCUCUGCACUGGGCGGUUGAACAUGGACACGGUGAGGUGGUGGCGCUGCUGCUGAGGUUCGGUGCUGAUGUUCACGCCCAGAGCAAAUUCGGCAAAACGGCGCUCGAUAUCGCGCUCGACAACAACAACGAGGACCUGGCAGAAAUCCUACAGGUGGCCAUGCAGAACCAGAUCAACACAAACCCAGAGAGUCCCGACAUGCUGACCAUACACACUUCCUCACCUCAGUUUAUCAUCGGACCAGGGGGCGUGGUCAACCUCACCGGCCUCAUCUCACCAUCUAACACUGGUAAACCUGCAGUGAUGGGCACUGAAGAGGUUGUGAACGCAGAUUCCGUUGAUGGCGCCAUUCAGCAGGUCGUGACCGCCGGAGGACAGCAAGUUAUCACCAUAGUAACCGACGGCAUUCAGCUGGGAAAUCUGCAAGGUGGCGGAGCCAUCAACCAGCCCAUAAUAGUCACCAUGCCUGAUGGGCAGCAAGUGUUGACCGUUCCAGCCACAGAUGUAGCGGAGGAGACAGUGGUGAGCGACGAGCCGUCACUAAAGCGAGCAAGACUAGAAGAAGGAGAAGAUGAGGAGGAAGAGGAGAACACCACCCCACCUACACAAGAGACGAAGGAGAAGGUGGCGUUGUUGAAGCAGUUGGAGGAGGCCAACAGAGAGGCGCAAAAAUACAGACAGCAGUUCCUGAAGAAGGAGCAGGAGGCUGAAGCGUACCGCCAAAAACUGGAGGCCAUCACACGCCAGGGGGGGAAGAAACCGGCAUGACACACACACACACACACACACACACACACACACACACACACACACACACAUACAUACAUACAAAGACACACACAGGCAUGCAAAAAAAGCAUGUGUCUGUGUACCUGAAUAUUCAGUACAUUAUCAGGAAGACUUCUGAAUAUCCUCCAGUCCUCUGUAGGCUCCAGUUUGGAAUUUCAGCUAAAUGAAACACGUCCUACUCAGAAAGCCUUUUAGAGACCCCUGUUUCCACAUGAUUUUUGUUUGUUUAUUUUUAAACGUAUCAUUAUGUAGAGUAAAGGUUUAUAUUGGUACACACACACACACACACACACACACUAAUGUUUUUGGUGCAUUUUUUAAUAGACGUUUGUUUAUGUCCAUCAGUCAGAACCCUGAGAUCCGUUCACUACCUAGUGGGAGAGAAAGCAUUAAUAUUUAGUGCACGUGUGAAAUCAAACAAUGCAGUGCAGUACGUUUCACUCCAGUCCCUCAUACAGAAUACUGAAUGUAGGGGAUGGGAUUAGAGGGUUAUGAGAUGGGGAUUAGAGGGUUAGGGGAUUAGGAUUAGAGGACAGGGAUUGGGACUAGAUGGGAUUGGAUGGGAUUGGGAUUAGAGGGUUAUGAGAUGGGGAUUAGAGGGUUAGGGGAUUAGGAUUAGAGGGACAGGGGAUUGGGACUAGAUGGGAUUGGAUGGGAUUGGGAUUAGAGGGUUAUGAGAUGGGGAUUAGAGGGUUAGGGGAUUGGGAUUAUGGCACCAUUGUGUAUUUCUUUUUCACCUGACUGUGAUGAAGUGAACAUGGACUUUUAAAUAAAACCCCAAUCACAUGUGAACAUGUGGAAUAAACAACAAUGUACAGAG